Molecule: messenger RNA, 2080 nt
Organism: Canariomyces notabilis
Lineage: Eukaryota; Fungi; Ascomycota; Sordariomycetes; Sordariales; Chaetomiaceae
Exons: 1
Coding region: 211-1719 (502 amino acids)
Biological process (GO): regulation of DNA-templated transcription
Molecular function (GO): zinc ion binding; DNA-binding transcription factor activity, RNA polymerase II-specific
Source: RefSeq, a predicted model, not a curated record
UAGCAAACCAACAAGCCGUUAGCUGACCACCCCUAGCGUUACUGGGCUCAACUUGCGCGUCUCAGCACCAUUUCCCCCCCUCGGCUUCCAGCAACACGGCACCUUGCGAGACAGCUCAAAUUGCGCUCUGGACGGGAACCUGUGAGCCCACCUUCGGAUUCAUAGCAACUUUGCACAUAGUCAACUUCGAUGACAAAUUUGUCAUCCGAAAUGCGAGAAGUACGCCAACAGACCAUGGGCAUCUCCUCGCGGCGCUCUGCCUGUGACAGAUGCCGCGGCCAGAAGCUGCGUUGCCUUCGCGAGGGCCGUCAGGGUGACACCGAUGGACGCUGCGACCGCUGCGUGAAGGCCGAUGCGCAGUGCGUUACUAGUCCGAUUUACCACAUUCGUCCCUACACAUUUCCCGCCGGCAAGGGUAGCGUCGCUUCGGUUACCUCCACCGUCGGUGCCUCCAGGUCCAUGUCCGGCCCCAAACCAAACAAGCGGAGCCGGACUCAGACCCAGGCACGUUGCGAACAACGUACUGGACAUACGCAGCAGACCGGCCAGACGUCGUCGGCUGCUGGAUCCAUCCCAGGUGCCUUCUUGAGCUGGCAGGCGUCGGAUGUGCCCCAGGCCGAGCUUGGGUUUACAUCCGAAUCCGACUCCGUCUCUGGGUCCAAAACAACGUCAGUCUCAUCUCAAAGUCCGCAGGGAUGGAACUCUUUGGCCGAUUCCGUUGCUGCACCGCUGCCCAAUAUCCCAGCGGUGCACCAGACGGCACACUCCUGGGACGCUGAUGGCCUGACCCUCGAGCAUCUGUUUGCCGCAGACAAGACCUUCACCUCCUUCAGCGGAGGGACUGCUGCACACACUGCCUCGCCACUUGGUGAACAACGUCCUCAACCCAUGGGCACGGCAUCAUCACACAGCGGCAAAUGGCUUCUAUUCUGCGAGGAUGCGCUGGGAGACUGCUCGCCCGAGGAUUACGGGGGUAUGCAACUCGGUCUUCAUGUCCAGCAGGAUGCCAGCUUCGAGAAUGUCCCCCAUCAAGCCAAUCUCGCCGAGGAACUAUCCAGCAUCAACCAUGAUCUUGUAACCCAGCUGAGCCGCAUGACCCAGGGCCCGCCCUACAUGACCAUGAAGACUCUCAUCAUGCCACAGUGUGAGUGCGCAGGUGGCCAAGGUUCAGACGUGACUGAGACGGCCUUGUCGAGACCAAUCGACGACAUCUUCAACACCACACGCCGCUAUCUUGAUGUUGUGACCCGUAUCGCUGGGCCAUCGGCGCGCUUUAUGCCUAGAAGGUCCUUUCCCGUCCCCGCCAGCGGCGCGAGUGCAUCGAAUGGUUCGAUAUCGACAUCGUCGCCGAGCGAGUCGUCAGACUUAUCCUCCUCCUCUGACGACAGCAGCCAGUCUUCUGCAGAUACCAUACCGCCGUCUACUACUACAGACACUAGUAGUACCAGGUUCGACAACCCGGGACUUGGACCACUAGGGAACCACCGAAAGGUCGAUUCUGCAACCCUACUCCUGAUCCUCAUCUGCUAUGUGCACGUCCUGAGGCUGCACGUGGCGCUGUUUGCGCAUGCAUACGAAUACUUCCUGUUGCUCUCUCAAAGUGGCAAUAGUACCAUUGACCCGAUCCCGGGGCUCUGCGGGCUGGGCAAUUUUCCUGUCCGUAAGUGGCCAUUUCACCUUCAAGUUUCCCCAUCUGCGAGACCCUUGACCAGUUAUUAACCACUGUACAGGAUCGGGCAAUCUCCAAGCCAACAUGAUCAUCGACGUCGUCAUCAACAUCUUCGACAAGAUCGAAACCCUGCUAGGUCUGCCUCGUGAGUUCCGCCUCGGUAAGCGCGAAGACGGGCACAGCGGGCUGUUCCGACGGGAAGGUUUUCUUGGUAUUGCUGAGGAAAUGCUGAGGAGAGAACUUGAUGAUGGGGGGCUGCCGGUGGAUGGGAAAGGGGGUGUUGAGGCGCUAAGGAGGGAUCUGAAGAGGACGAGGCAAGUUCUAAGUGCACUGAUCGAUCCUUAGGACUAUUUUGAUCCGACAGGAGAUAAAAGGAAAUUGGGCUCAAUAUCGCGAGAACCGUAAUUCGUA